AUCUAGGUCACUUUGCACACUGAGUCACUUUAUGGCGUAUUUUUGUAUUUAAGAUUAAUAUAUCCUAAAAUUACAGCCAUCCAUUCCACGUACCACUGAGCAAAGAGUAAAAUUACAGCUGCGUUACAGAUCUCAUAUCUCUCUUAGAAAUCGGAAACUACAUCGCACGGUUCACUGUUUGUUUUAGUACAAGCUUAAACAUCAACAACGAUGGCGGACGAACGGUUUGGCAUCGUUGACUACGUAGUUUUCUCCGUGAUGAUGCUAAUCUCCGCCUUGAUCGGGAUUUGGUACGGCUGCGGCCCUGGUGGAAAGCAGAAGACAACGGCUGAGUACCUUUUGGGAGACCGCCAAAUGAAGAACUGGCCGGUGGCGAUAUCUCUCCUGGUGUCCUAUCUAUCGGCGAUCACCCUGUUAGGGGUACCAUCCGAGAUUUACACUUACGGAGCACAGUACUAUGUCCUUAUAAUCUCUUACUUCAUCAUCUGUUUCACGGUGGCUGUCAUUUUUGUGCCCAUGUUUAGGAGAGUGAACAUCACUUGUGCGAAUGAGGUGGGUGUAAAUUAUAACCUGUUCAAAAUACAAUACGCUUAAUUAAAUUUUUCCAACUAAGUUGGGCACUGCGCAUUGGUGCAAAUUGUCGUGUGUGGGUUCGUAAUAUUUUUUACACAGCUCUGCAACGAUGUACUACCUUUUUCAUAUUGCAUUUUUUUAAAAUAAAAAGUGGAUGUUUUGAAGAUUGCAAGUUCCUAUUCUUUUUCUUUGUCAAUGUUUACUCUUCGGCGGCACCUAUCAUUGCGUUGACAGCUGAGUGUAAAAAUUCCUCUCUCGCCGAUGCAUUGCCCAGGAACGUUUAUCUAAAGAAAGCGAAGAGUAAAAUUCAAGGAAUAGUUAUUGUUUCAAAUUAAUGGCAUUUAUGAAAUCUUUCUUUCUAAUUUUAUAAAUAGACUGCCUUUUUGAUUGAGGGUAGGUUAUCAGUAAUGGUAUUGAGAUUGUGCCGAACACCAAAGCGCGUUGGCGAAAACAACAAUUGGCAUGGUGUGAUCUAGGUAACACAAUUAUUUUUGGGAAAGUAAGAGGCCAAAGGUCAAUGAAUGUGUUGUUGUUGUGAUGCUAAAAGAUUUUUGGGCCACAAAAUGAACGUGUACAAAUGAAGUUUUAAAUUAAACUUCAGUUAGAUGGUCUACAGUUCCGGAUGAUCACGUUACGUUAUUUAUUUAGGUGGAUCUGUGAGGUUGUCACGCAGCUGUCAGUGCUGAUCGUAGUUUUGAGCCCAUCCCGUGAACGAAGGCAAUCGAUUCUUUCAAAAACGCGUAAACGCUUACGGGUGACUAGCUCCCAAUUUCUCUUUACAAUAUCUAUCAAUGCCGAAUCAAAUAUGAAGGUCACGAGAACUAAGGAAAUGGUCACAAAACAGAGAAUCUCCUGAUUGCUCCACAAGCACUCUUUGUUUAUAUAUAAGUUCUUAGUUUUUAUUGCGAUUUGAGCCUGAGAACGUUCUUAAUAUUUUCUUGAAGUUUUGUUUUAUAGUGUUUCAAUAAAUCAAUCUCAAAAAAUGUCGCUAACACGAUGUGCUGUAUCGUGACAAAGUGCAGACUACUGGCGCAAGUGUCACGUGAAAAAAUAUUUUUCUCGAUUUGCGAAAAUUUUCUGGAUUUUGGAAAGAUUCUCGGAUUGUAAACUAUUUUCUAUUUUCAUGAAAUUUGUUUGUGAAUCUAUGAAUUUAAACAGGAUUUGAAAUUGUUUUCUUGAUUUGACAAACUUUUCAAAAGCGAUUUUUCUAAAAGAUACCGUGAGAUUCGGAAUAUUUUUUCGGAUCUGCAAAAUAUUUUUGGAUUUACUGGCUUCUUAAAUCUUCUUUCUGAUUUUUUUCUUUUCCACACAAACACCACCCCCCCCCCCCUACCUCUGUUAGCGCCAGGGUAACUCCAAAUGCAGCCAAGUAUAUCCAAAUAAGGUUUGUGUUCAAACCGACAACUGACUAAACUUUUUUUUUUUUACCUUCUAACAGUAUCUUGAACUACGCUUUAGUGUUGGAGUUCGAAUGGUGGGAUGCGUGUUCUUCAUUUUAGAAUACGUAAGUACUUGUUUGCAGUUUCAAUGAUGUAAAUAUGGCGAUCUAGUUAAACUUUUUCGUAUGUUGUUUUUUCCAGACUCUUUACUUGUUUGUUGUCCUGUACGCACCUUCACUCGCUUUAGAGGCUGGUAGGUAACAACACGUUUACUUAAGUGGCGUUUUUACACUGAACUAUAAAAUUUCCCUUUCCGUCCUUAAAAACACCUACCUCAAAAACAUCUGCGCAAGUUAUGUAAGAGCUCACCACAACUAAUCUCUCAGUUAUUUAGCGGGCUGUAUUUCAUUGUACGGCCCGCUAAAUUCAAAAGUUUAUUCAAGUUGAAUACGAAUCUUUCCUCUCUAUUUGAACCCAGAGAUAUAAUAAAUAACUAAUUAAACUUGUUUUCUCGAUCCGCAUUGCAAAUCCGUAAGUUAUGGAACAGAACGAACCAACAGUACGGACCUCGACAUCAAUUAGUGAGAGGUGAACGGAAGUUGCGUGACAUGACACUUUACGCACUCACGGCUGGGUUAACAUUCAAAUAGGAGACGUUCUGAUUGGGGUGAUAGAUUUUACGAGAGAGUAUAUUAAGUUUGCGACGUGGUGAAUACUGGGUAUUUAAAAUAGUUUUCAUAUUCUUGUUCAUUUUUCUAAUCCAUGGUGUAAUUUUUAUAAUCAGUGGCUGGGAUUCCACUGACGGCCUCUAUCCUGACCACCGGGGUGGUUUGUACAUUCUACACCAGUCUGGUAAGUAAAUAAUAGGGACACAUCAUCAUCAUCAUAUCCAUCAUAAAACCAAGAAUCUGAUAGGUGCAUGUGAAUAAAACGCCUUAUUACACGCACGUUUGUUUUCUUUUGGUUAGUGUUGUCUGUUUGUUUGGUUUUUUUUUAUUAGGGCGGAUUGAAAGCCGUGGUGUGGACCGAUGUAUUUCAGUCAGCGGUUAUGGUAGGAGGGCUCAUCACAGUUGCGGUCAUUGGAAGCGUCGAAGUCGGUGGAUUGGCAAAAGUUUGGGAGAUUAACGAACAUUUUAACAGAACCACAUUUUUCGAGUAAGAAACUGGCUGAUUAGACUUUUAAAAAAAACCUUUCAUUUUAGUGCUGAAUCGUUUGGCCUUUCCGAUCCAUCGACACAUAUUUCUGCUGAUAUAAGUUAUUUCAGGGGCCAGGGAUUUUCCAGGCGUAGACUGAUGUGUUACUGGCAUUUGAGGAAGUCUCAUUUCAGAGCACCUCUUUACUAAGUGUUGCGAAAAAAGCGUCAUUAUAAACCAAUAUUAGAAGGGACCAAUGAGAACUUGAAGUGAGUACCAUUAAACGACCAAAGCGUUUUAGCAUUUCAAGAUAAAAACUGUCUUCAUAAGUUUUCAAUUUUUUAAUCAUCAGAUAACUUUUUAUUUGUUUAUAACAUCAUGGUGUCAAAUCAAGUUUUAUCCUCUGGGUGAUAUUUUUUGUACUUCUUAUCACCUUUCUCCAAAUAAAUAUCUAAACAUUGGAACGAGAAAUUCCAAUUUAGAUCUCUCGAAGAAAGGGGGAAGAGAUUAAAAGCUGUGAUCGAUACUUAUACUUUCUAUCUCUUUUUUUUAUGUGGUCAUCGCUAUUUUCAGUUUCAAUCCAGACCCCAAGGUACGAAACACAUUUUGGACUUUAACCAUCGGCGGUGCUUUCACAGCCAUGCCCGUGUGGACAGUCAGCCAAACUGCUGUUCAACGGUUUCUUGCCAUAAGAACAUUGAAAGACGCUAAGAGGUAACCAAGCUAUCUUUUACUGAAAUUAUUUGUUGUUUUUCCUAAUUAUGACAAACAAGACGCACGAGUCCUCAGACUAUUUUCUAAAAAGGGAUUAACUCUGGUAAUCUGUGGCUUCCUUCUUAGCCAAGUGCCAGACUGUGAUAUCAACUCUGUUUAUUGUUGAUUUAUCGUGUUUCAGGGCUGUGUGGAUGAACGUUCCUGGUCUCAUUGUGAUCGUCACUCUGUGUUGCUUGGAUGGACUCGUUAUAUUUGCUGUGUACUCAGGAUGUGACCUCAUAAAAGACAAGAAGAUUACCAGCAAUGACCAGGUAAAAGCUUUGGUUUAUUACCAUCCUAACAUUCCCUGAAUUUUUGGAAAAGUUUCACCUCUGUACCCAAAGUAGUUUUGUGCUCUUCUCAGUAAGGUGCGGUCUAGCGGCCAUUGAGUUUUAGUCUUGUUACAAUCUGAAUGGAGCUGAUAAGUUGACUGAAUGACAGAUGGGUAAACAGGUAAACCGGCAGCAGAGACAGAGAGAUCGACAGACAAACAGACAGAAAAACAGGCAGAAGGCAAGGUGAAUAGACAGGAAGGCUGGAGGCUGUCCUAUCUUAGCACCAGUUCAAUUCUGCCAAGUGACAUAUCUCGUUCUGGCCGACCUGGCCCUUUCCUUGUAUAGGGGCCAUUCACUUUCCAGUUUUGUAUUAAAGUGGGCAAUCAUUGCAGACCUCUGACAUUGAAAACGCGUGAGAGAGAAUAACUCGCACGCCUAGAAGGAAUGUCCCUUUACUUUCCUUUAACCUGCGAGGCAGUCUCUCACCAAGAGCGUAACAAAGACGUGUGCACGAGGAAAGACACGCUCAAGGGAGCACCUUUCCUCGUCCUCGCGUGACUUCUUGAUCGUGCAUGCAGGUCUAAAUUACACGCACCCGAUAACUUUAAGCGCCAAUUUCACAGGCAUCUUCGCCGAAUACACUUAAGCCUGCAGCAACCUUAACCUCUCCGCCUUAAUUUCCGUUACAAUUUUCUUUCAUCACAGACGCUGCCCUACUUUGUGAUCAACAAACUGCACAACUUGAAGGGGUUGCCGGGAAUGUUUACUGCCUGUCUCUAUGCAGGAGCUCUGAGGUGGGAACUGGAUGAUAAUGAAAACCAUGUUGUACUUUAAAGAAGCGAACGCAAGUUCUGUUUGUAUAAAAAGAUUUAAAGCACGAUAAGGUAUCCAUAAUUUUCUUUCUUUUUCUUUAGUACCGGAUCUUCUGCGCUGAACGCCAUGUCAUUAGUGAUUUUAGAAGACAUCAUCAAGAAAAGGGUGAAGGAUUUAACUGACUCAGAUGCCGCCAGACUCUGCAAGAUUAUCGGUAAGUAACCUCACCCCUUUUACUUCCAAGAUCUAAACAUGAAUUCUUUACACUGUCUGCCAAACAUCUCUCAUACGCCUAGGAGGGUCCCAACGGGGUAAACGUUAGCCGUAAAACGGCCAAAACACGUAGCCGUUAGGCGUAAAAAUCGACAAAUUUUACCCGUCAGUCGUUUAAAAAGUUAACCGUUAAAAAUGUUUUCUUUCUAUAAUGUGUCAUUUUUAGGUCGAGCGUUGGCCGUAAAAUGGCCAAAUUUAACCGUUUGGUUUUAAAAGCCAUCACUUUAUCGAGACCCUCUUCUACCUUUAGUAGAAUUUGUUGAAUAUCCAGUGCUGGUAAUUCUCCAUUUGAUGUAUUUCUUUCUUCUCAUCACCAAAAGAUUAUAUGGACAUUGUGAUUGUGAGGAGAAAUUCUUCCUUGGUCAUCCUGGGGUGCGACAGGGGGAAUAUAACCUACCAAUCUCGGCAAAACUGAGACUCGUAUAGACUUUGUAUAUAUCUGCACCGGCAAUCAGCACCAACCUCGAGUACCAUGUAAAUAAAAGUAAUCACUAACGGCCAAUCAGAACGAAGGCGAAUGCGAUGUAUGGUGAGGGGCCAAUCAGAACUCAAAGUGAUAACCUGUAAAGGACAUAAGCGGAAAAAUGCGAGUAACCAAGUUACAUUUGAUUAUUUGAUGUGAAAGAGGCGUGAGUCUUCUUCACCAGUCACAGAGUAAAAAAAAACGAAACGAAAAAGAUGUAAUUCGCAGGACUACUUUCGAUUCACUAGGUGACAACCUGAACAAAGCUAGAUUUAAAUGGAGAUAAUUACCUUUUAACUAGGCAAAAUCCCUAUUUUCAUGGAAAAGUUGCCUUUGAUUGUAUGUUUUGUUAUUUUAUUGGCAAUCUAGGUAGUUUCCUAAUUUUGAAUUCUAUUUAUUUCUCAAGCGGUUGUCUUUGGUGUUAUUGUUAUCGCUGGAGCAUUCAUUGUCAAGUACGUGGGCACUAUGGUUCUACAGGUAAGUACAAGAUGUUCUUCGCUUAGUACACUCAAUUGAUGCUGACGUGGGGGAAUGGGGGAAGGAUUGUCAAUCUACGCUCGACUGUAUUGAUGUUUGCCACAACUCACGAAUUCGAGGGAUCCACUUAGCCAAAAUCUUUUCCAGCGCUAGACACUGUAUUGCCGGUUCUCCUCGCUGUAUGAGCUAAAGCUCUGGUUAGAUAAGUAAACUGUGAGCUAUUGGUAUGAAUUACUAGUAUCUAUGAGUAAGUGAAAAAAAAUGAACGAGAUUGUACGCGCUUAAUAGAAAUGGGUGAUCUGAAAUGUGUUUUAUAUUGACUCGUUUUAUCAGCUCGCCUACAGCAUCUUUGGAAUUUGCGGUGGUCCAUUACUUGGUAUUUUUCUGCUGGGAAUGUUUGUACGCCGUGCAAAUUCAAAGGUGAGAAAACACACUAAAAGGUGAUGAGAAAGGGGGGGGGGAGUUCGCACUGACACUGUCCUAAAAUCAAUAAUUAAGUUAUGAAAAUACAAAUAUAUUUUCGCCGUCACGCCACAGUUUGUCCGCCUGUCGAAAAUUUUAAGUUUUCCAUUUUCAACCUUGGUUUACCAUACUCACUCCAUUAGCUCCAUUUAGUAUGUUCAAGGCAUAUUUUUACGACAAGUAAAUGACUCAAAGUUUUCAUUAUAUAGUGGCGUGUAAAGUUCCUUUCAUAGAUACGUGACAUAAGUUACUAACUCUUCGAAUAUUUUCCUACAGGGAGCCUACGCCGGUGUUUUCUCUGGGUGUGCAUUAACUGCCUGGGUUUUCUUGGGUUCGGUUUUCUAUCCUCCGAACAAAUACCCCGGCACAACUUCAGUGAGGGAAUGCCAGUUCUAUAAAGACGCUGUGUACUACACCAGCUUGGAUCACAACGCAACCAUGAGUCUCAACCUGACUGCAGAAAUACUGAACAAAUCGCAGGCAAUUUUGGACCAAUAUGGCGACGGGUAUAUUCACAACCCUCAUAAACCUCAUGGGUGAGUUGUACUGUACACGAGAUAUCGUUCUCAGUCUCCUUUGGGAGUUACUUUUAUCAGGAUACACCUCACAUUAGAACUUGGUUUUAUCAACUGAGUUGAUAAUGUAAAUUGGCCACCGUAAGGUUUCUCUAAAGAUGACGUUUACAGAAUUAUCCAUUCGUCGGAACAAAUUUACUGACGAAGAGCUGUCGAUCUAAAUGUCAGCUUUAGAAACUCUUAACGGUGGCCAAUAGACAUUAUCAACUCAGUUGGUAAAACUAGAUUAUCUUGUAAGGCCCACAAACAACGCAGUACCACAGUUUUUUCAGAAACUUAUCCCCUUUACACCUCACACUGAUUGUUUGCUUAUAUUUUCUUUCAUCAGCAUUGGCAUUGCGGAUGAUUUCUAUCACAUUUCUUACUUGUGGUUCAGUGGACUUUCUGUACUAACGUCAUUUGUCGUGGGUGUGCUCGUAAGCCUCGCUUUUGGUAGGUACUAAUAAACAAACAGACCAUCGAUGCAGUUUUUGGCUAGGCUUGUUCUCUGCAGUGUUGCGAUAUCUGAGGCCAUAUUUGAGACAACUUCGCUUGUCUUACUCUUCAGAAACUAAAGAGGACCGCGAGAGAGAAAUCGACCCCAAGCUGAUGUUUCCACUGAAGGAAUGGUUCUACGGGUUCUUACCAGAUCACUCGUUUAGCUGGGGCCUGGACGAAGAUGAGUCUGUGGUGAAAGAUUAUGCUCAGAGGGUACUUUAUAACUAAUCGCAUAAUCCCCUUUUCCCCUACCAACUUUCUUCUGUUUGCUGUCGUUAAAAAGACAGCUCGAGGCAGGUGUCGCAAGUCAGCGCACGCUUCAAAAAACUAGCAUGUCAUGUAAUCUCCUGAAAUAAAGAUAAUGAGUCAAACAUAACACUUGUGGUAGGAGCAUGCGACAGGCUCAAGUUAUCUUGAAGCUCUCACUUACGGCUUACUUGGUCGUGUGAAGUAGUUCAAAAUAAAGUAUCUCAGACAUUUUUGCCCUGGAUAUCUCGGAAUGUUGGUAGAAUGAUUCCUGCUGACUACUAGGCUAAGAGUUUCUAGUUAACGGGACUACUGUAAUAAAGGGUCAUGGGACUUGUUCGUCUUUUAUUGCUUUGCGUUAUGUUACUUUAAGUUUACUUACGCCACGGCACAGUGCAGUACGGAAUGUUACUGAUGUUAUGUUGUGUUAUGUGCAGCAAAGGAGGGGGAGGUGUUGAGGCAUCCACGGGAGACAAAAGACUCUUAAUGCUUCAGUUGAAUUUAAACAGCUUUUAUGAUUUUUCAAUCUUUAGGAAAUCGUUAAAGGUGAGUUUGAUGAUCGACCAUUGGAUGAAACUGCGAAAGACGGAUACAGCGGAAUGUAUAAAAAACGUUACCGUGGACACAGUAUUCUGGAUGAUGAAGUCACUGAAGAUAACGAAACACAGUUCUAAGAAGCAUAGAAUAGAAUGUUUUUUACUUUUAUGGAAAGCAGUUGGCGUAAACAAAUAAAAGGAAAUAAUGUUCGCUGAAAGGCUGAUCGUUCUGGAAACUUUAACAAGUCCGUGACUCGGGUUAUGACUUUGAUUAGAAUGAAGUUUCUGUAUGUAUCAGAUUGACUUGGAGUUGAGUGUAAUUCGUGCCUAUUUCACCAAAAAUAGCCAGAUAUAUAGAAGAUAAUGCAUGGGUGCGCGUAGAUGCACAAUUUCUCUUCGAGUGUUCAACUCGAUAGCUCACAUUUGAGCGCAGCAAACGAGUGAGAUGUCGAGUUGAACACGAGAAGAGAAAUUCCAUAUUUACCAUCAGCCAGUAAUACUUUGUUUAUUAUAUAAACACAAUAGCCCUUUACUAACAAGAAAAGUCGACUUUAUUAAUGAAUGAAAAUAAAAGGAUUGACAAUCCCCGAAUAAAAAUCAUAAAGUGCGUUGGUGCUGAAGCUCAAGACGGAAAAAUGCGUUAAAUCACAGUGAAAACAACAAUGGGUGUAAUUUCCGAUACACAAAAUUCUCAUUUAUCGACUUUGUCCUUACCGAUAUAUGAAGUCUUUUAGGUACACGUACGGCCAAAAUUGUACAAAAUCAGCCUGUGUCAAAUCUUCCAGCAGUCGAUUUUCGUUCUUAGCCGCGAGGAAUACCAUUAUCAAAGCCACUGAAUACGAAACUUUCGGUUUUUCUUUUCGUAUCAUGGUUUUCUUCCCUUUCUAGGAAAGUUUCACGUCCUUGUCUCUGAGCAAAUCGGAUUUCCAAAUGUUGUAACAGCCACAAUCCGAGGACAUUGAUAAACAACUAUGUUAGAUUGAGCAUGAUGAAUACUUUGCAGUUCAUUCAUCAACCUGACCAAGUGGCGCGAAAGGCAAGUGAUGUGUUAGCAGCUGAUUGGCGAUAUCAAUCACGUGAAUUUCCGAGUCGGGUGAUUAUCGGAAAUUGUCGGCUAUUGUAAUAUGGCGGACUAUUACAGUAACACCAUUUGCGAUUCACCAACAGACAAGCGACGUGAUUGAACCAGACAUGAACAUUAUAACAUACUUUACAUGUGAAGAAUACAUUGUUUAGUUUAAAUCAAGGAAAUUUCGCUAAAUUUUGUGUGGCUGUUUCCUUCACUCUCGUCAAUCUUAAGUUUCUUGUUCAGCAGAGUUUUAGCUUAACAUUGUGUAGCCGCUCAGACCUGCGCUUGCAAAGGUAAACAAAACUUAUGGAUAGUAUCGCCACUAUAAUGCCCUUUUCAUAGUGCUACUUGUUGCAAAGAUCACCAGGAUGAAAUUACUAUUGUCUUGUAACUCUAGACGGUAGGAUCUCAGGAGGCUUAGAAAAUACCACCGGCUAGAGGUACAGUUUGCAUAUUUAGUCACCUUUGCUCAAUUGUUACCAAAGUUUGCUUCGCAUUUUACUUUUUCUGCACUCCAAGUUAGACUUACACUCCUUUGAAUCACUUUUUUCAGGAAUACGUAGACAUUUAUUUAUUUUUAUUUGUCUUGUACCUGUAGCUGGUAGGAUCUGAAGGGGCUUUUAAAUACUACCAGCUAGAGGUACAGCUUGCAUACUUAGUAAACUUUACCCAAUUUUUAUUAUGGUUUGCUCCACAUUUGACUUUUCUGCACUCCAAGUUUUAGUCUUACACUCCUUGGAAUCACUUUUUACAAGAGUACUUUUACAUGUAUUUUUUUUAUUUGGUCUUGUAUCUCUAGCUGGUAGAAUUUUAAGAGGCUUAGAAGAUACUACCGGCUAGAGGUACAGCUUGCAUAUUUAGUCGACUUUGCUCAAUUUUUAAAACAGUUUGCUUCACAAGUUACUUUUUCUGCACUCCAAAUUAGUCUUACACUGCUUUGAAUCACUUUUUUUAGGAAUACGUAUACAAUUAGUUAUUUUUAUUUGGUCUUGUACCCGCUCUAGCCGGUAGGAUGUUACGGGGCUUAGAAUAUACUACCGACUAGAGGUACAGCUUGCAUACUCAGUGAACUUUGUCCAAUUUUAAUUAUGGUUUGCUCCACGCACAUUUUGCUUUUCUGCACUCAAAGUUGUAGUCUUGCACUCUUAGGAAUCAUUUUUUUUGUAAAUAAUACAUUUGAUUUUUUUCUUUUUUUUGGUCUUGUACCUCUAGCCGGUAGGAUCUCAGGAGGCUUAGAAAAGAUUACCUUAAAUCAAAAGAAUAGAAUGUAGCAGACAAACUCUAAGUAAUCACAUUUGUAGAAUAGUGCGUAGUGUUAAACGAACUCGACAAGAAAUUCUGACUACGAUGUAAACAGCGAUUAAUUGAAAGAGACCAAUGUUCCAUACAAAAUCAGUUAAAGUGAAUCGCGUGCUGUAAGCGUAGAAGUGUAUGAUGUCAACUGUAUGCCGGUUCGAACUGAAAUACAAAACGAAAAUAGAAGCUAACGUAAGUAACAUAUUUAAGUUAAAAUAACACAAAUGAAGGAACUAUCGCUAACAUUGCAAUAACGACCGUAACAUGGAAGUGUCAAAUAUAAUCGGCACUUAUUUUGAUCAUAAGGAAGGCUGGAAAAUGAUUAUUAAGCUACACGGUGUUUAACUCGGACGAUAGAUAAGGACUUAAUCAAGCGCGAUUCCGAGCAUACAAAAAAGCCUGAGAAAUAAGCCUGAAACAAGGGAUCGAUUACUUACUUGGUUUGCACACGCACUGAAUUUGACUUAAUAGAACAGAUGAGUCACAGUGUAGAGAAAAACUAUGGCCCAAUGCCGAGUAGAAGUUGACGCAGUAGAAUCUACACUUGAACUAAACUAACUGGGUAAAACCUCGUAAAUAUAUAUAAACAAAGAACACGCAAGCCAAGCUUAGCGGUAAUGGCUAUUUCCUAACGGAAAUAGCAGCUGAGGGCUGGUCAACCACGGCAGAUUAAAUAAGUAAGUAAGGCUUCGUUUGAAAGUGACAAUUACUUGAUAAUAUAUACGGUAUAGUAAGUUCCUGCGACAAUAACUGAGUUAACAUCACGUUACAAAAUCAAUAACUACCAGCUAGAAGCACAGCUAGCAUAUUUAGUCAACUUUGCCCAAUUUUUACUGCGGUUUGCCCAUUUUACUUCUCUGCACUCCAAAUUAGUCUUUCACUCCUUGGAAUCACAUUUUUCAUGAAUACAUUGACACUUUGUUCUCUCUUAUUUAGUCUACUGAUAACCUCUAGCUAGUAGGAUCUUACUGGAGGCUUAGAAAAUACUUGAAGUACAGCUUGCAUAUUUAAUUAACUUUGCCCAAUUUUUAUUACGGUCUGCUUCAAGCAGACUGCAAGUUACAUUUCACUUUUUGGUAUCCAUUUUAGUCCUAUACUAUAUUGGAAUCAUUUUUUUCAAGAAUAUCUUCUUGUUCCUUAGUAGUGUACCUGCCACUGCUUACUUGAUAGCACAGCACAAAAGCUAUGAGCAUCAAAUUACUCUUUAUGGGGAAUCGGCUGAAACUAAAUUAGGCAUUAUUUGGCGAUAAGCAAAGGGUUUCUAGUUGGUGUUCAAAUAAGAAACGUUUGAUUUAUUUUUAAUAGUAGCAAUUUUUAUUAAAAAAUUCUGUAAAUAACACAAGCACAGGUUAAUCUCAUUCAUAUAAUUGAAUAAAUUCUGUAUAUAUAAUAGAUGACCAUUCUAUAUUUUCAAGAAUAACUCGCCUUAAGGUUUUCAUACAGUGAUACCUGCUGAUAAAUAUCAUUGAAAUAUAAAGCGGAAAUGUCAAUUUGGUGAACUAAAAUCAUGUUAUCCUAUGAAUACCUAAAGAUAAAUUGAUUUUAGUAUUUCAGACAAUGGUUAGCCUUGUCAACAAUACUUCUAAUCAAACACAAAUAUCAUGAAAAUAGAGACUGUUCCUUUCUAAGAAAUUCCACUCAUAUUUAGGCAGAGUAUUACAUGACAAACUUCGGUAAAUCUGGUUGACAUGUUCAAGUCUAAAAUGAAUUUCAAGUCAAAUUCAUUUAGAACUGGUUAUAUUUGUAUUGAAAUAAAACAAUAUUGUAUUAGCCGACAAUUUCCGAUAAUCAUCCGACUCGAAAACUCGUUACUAGUGCUCCUUGGGCGUACCUCCAGCCAGUAGGAUUUAGGCACAAGCUUUCCUCAGGGCUGGAAAUCCUUGUAUAACACCAUAGUUUAUAUGAUAAAAAGUGAUCUAAUGAUUUUGUAUAUUGGAGACAUUCGAAAUGAUUUGUAUGAGGUGCUAGUUACCUUCGAGUUUCUCAUAUUCUUGGUGAUGUUUACAUUUGUAAGGCAGAUUAAAUAAAGUUCCAUUUUGUGAACAAUACUUUCGACUUUGAUUGAUGCUGUAGUUAGGCACCGAGGGUAUCGAAAUGUGAAAGAAUACAAAUAUCAUUUUCCGUAGGAAAACAAAUUACAGGUGUACUGUUCUGUUGGUCGUACCCUCCGCUCUCUUUAAUCUUCUCUUGGUCGUUGUGUUCUACAGUUCCAAGGUUCCUGUUUACCUGAUUCCUGAUUUUCUUAAUUGUCUCAACAUGACUCAUUUAAUUAUGGCCAAAUCAAUUGUGUUAUGAUAAACAGAUCAACACCCAUCACUGUCAGAUAGAUUUACUGAAUUGAUACCUCGUUUUAGUUACUCACUGUUGAAGCGCGGGAGAACUUGACGAUCUCUUGAAAUAAAUUGGAAGGACACAGUUUAUGACUUUGUAGUUUUGAUAUCAUUGUGUAUUUUUCAUUUACAGACACAGCGCUUUAAUUCCCUUCCUUGGGAAGUGGCGCAAUAAAUACAAUGUUGCAGAUGGAGUACGUGACGCAUAACGAAGAGUAAUAACACAAUUUCUAAAAAGCCGCGGUAAAUUGAUUGACACAGAUAAUCCGUUCCGACUAUGGCCCAAGUGUUUAUUGUUUCCUUUUAUCUAUGCUAAUUCGGGAAAGUUAAAUUACUGGAGGCUUGAAGAGAGGUAGCGAUUGUAAACUGAUUCUUUUCCUUGUGUUGAUGUUUUAUUAUGUGACAAUUGCUGUCUGUUUCAGAAGGACCGCAAGGCUAACAUGCAAAUUAUGCUUUCCUUAUUUGCUCAGGAGUAAGUUCUUCUCUGUUCGCUUUUUUAUUAUAGAUAGCGCAGUCCUCGGAAAUCGGCUCUAAUUGACGCAGUUAUGGCUGAAGACCACUUCAGUAUUGUCGACUAUGUUGUCUUCUCCAUCAUGUUACUUAUCUCGGCACUGAUCGGGAUUUGGUAUGGCUGCGGACCGGGUGGAAACAAACAAAGGACAACGGCCGAGUAUCUUCUGGGCGACCGCCAAAUGAAGAACUGGCCUGUCGCCAUAUCGAUUCUAGUGUCGUUCCUCUCAGCGAUCACUCUCCUUGGAUUACCAGCAGAGAUCUACAUCUAUGGAACACAGUUCUACUUGAUCAUCAUAAGCUACGUAUUGAUUUGUAUACCUGUGAGCGCCGUCUACAUUCCAAUGUUUAGACGAAUCAAGAUCACUUCGGUGAACGAGGUAGGCCAACGAAGUUAGAAAGAAAUCGCAACCGUUACUCAACACCUGUCAAGUAGAGAAAGUGUUAGGGCCAAUUUUUAUGACUAAUUUUUCUGAUCGAGUCAACUUAUCUUCAGCGUUUGAUAAUUUUUGCUUAUUAAAGAAGCUUUUAGGGGUUUAGUUGGAUAGUUAUUAUUAAUUAUCAGCCAGCCUAACAGGUUCUUUUGUGUAUGUUUUGAAAAGUUCACAAACUUAGCCACGUGAAGUUCGCUUUCUCCAUACCAUUUUCACGGUUUCCGCCUUUGUUUUCUUAGAGCGAAAAAAGCCAGCUCUGUAAGUUAGAUAGUAUGAUGAUGAAUUAUAAUAUCUUUGAUUGGAAUGGCACGCAUCUUUUCAUUGCAACACUCACGCAGUUUGUGGUUAAACUUUAACCCUUCUGUAAGAUUAAUGAUGCGGCAAGUGUCAUGAAUCAAGUAUCACCUUUACGACCCAUUUUCUUUUCAUCGCUGCAUGACGCACUCAUUUCCGCCCUGCGCAUGGGAAGAUUUAAGACGAGUCAAGUUGAGCUUGUCUGGGUUCUGACCCUCAUUAUCAUCACUAGGUCACGGUCUUACUAAACCGCUUACAGACCUGUCACCGGCUGCGUUGUUCAAAGCCUCAAAGCGUUGUUCUUUCAUUCAUUCACUCAUUCAAUCACUUUUUAUUCCUUCCUAUUAAUCUGUUUAUCUAUUCAUAUCAUUUUUUUUAUUCAUCUGUUUUCCUUAGUACCUUGACAUGCGCUUUUCUUUUGGUGCAAGAAUGCUUGGCUGUGCAUUCUUCUUGCUAUCGGUGGUAAGUACAUUUUCAUCGAAAUUAUCCUUCCUUUCCUUUCUUUGAAAUGGAAGACAACCAUGGCGUUAGGUAGCAACUUGUUCGAAAAAAGUAACCCUUAAACGUAUAAAAGAUUACUCGAACGAUCCAUUCCCCCGCCCUUCCCGUAGAGCAACCGUUCCGUCCCUUCCCUGAGCAAGUGUAAUUUAAUUUUCUUCAGCCCAAAAAACUCUCAGAGAAGUCAAACAAUACUAUAUGCUCAAUUUUACUUUUCAUUCGGAAGAGCUCUUCUAACGUGCAGUAUGAUACCAUUAUCAACUUUUCCUUGAUCUCUUGCAGACUCUGUAUCUGUUCGUGGCGUUGUUUGCUCCUUCACUGGCAUUGGAAGCGGGUAAGUGAGUUACAAUAAUCACCAUGAUCCACUUAGUGUUGGUCAUCAUGAUCCACUUAGUGUUGGAGGGAAGGAUGUGGGGUAUUCUUGUGUUCUAGUUACUUAGCGCAACGGUUUUAAAAUUGUUGUGUUAGUCAAUAUGGAGUGUUGCCUUUUGUUGACUAGGGUAAAUCGGAGAAAUCUGAGAAUGCCCCAGAGAGGAGGAACUGAUGCCCACUACAAAGUCAACCACAACGCCAAGUUUGAGUAUUGAUCAAAUGUAACAGCCACGUUAGCCUUUUCACCAAACAUGCACUAAAUCCCUUUGAAAUAAAACACAUUCGUCUCUCUUAAGCCUUUCUUUAUUACACCUUUUCCGCAUGAGUCCGAGUAAAUUUCCAUUGAUAAUCUUAAUCCACCUGAUUUGAAUUGACGUCCCGUGCAGAAGAAAGAAAUUAUCUUUUCUUAAUUCCAGUUGCAGGUAUUCCGCUCUCAGUUUCCAUCGUCGCUACAGGGGUUGUGUGUACUUUUUACACUUCUCUGGUGAGAACUAUUUCGGUCGAUAUUCCAUAACUUGCUUCAUUUUGUUUUAAAACGAGUCCAACAUGCAGCACUGAUUACAACCAGGAGGUUCAUGUAUUUGUAGGGUGGUCUCAAGGCAGUGGUUUGGACAGACGUAUUUCAAUCGAUCAUUAUACUAGCAGGUCUUAUUACAGUUGCUGUCAGUGGAAGUUUAGAAGUAGGCGGGCUGAGCAAAGUCUGGGAGAUCAAUAAAAAACACGGACGAAUCAACUUAUCUGAGUAUGUAUGAAAUGCAAAUAUUUGUACAGUUAUUGAUUUACAGUCAAAAGCAUACCUGCUUCCAUUGUCGAGGAAUCUAUACGGACUCCGCAAUCGCUGGUUAACUCGAUAUCAAUCGAAGAGGACUGUAUACCGACUUCUUUUCCAAGUUUUAUUCUCGACGAAUCCGCCGACAUCUUAACAAUUCAUUCAAUCAAUUCUCUCGUUGUAACAGUUCAAACGUUCUCCCAAAUCCAAAUUCCCAAGCCAACCUAUUGUAAUGUGUCUAUAUUCAAUUCUUAUUACCCAAAAGCACGCUUCCUCUACCUUAUUAGGCGGACUAAACGCGUGCAAUUACAAUAUCUCUCUUACAGUAAAUCAACUGCGGACUUUGUUUACAAUAUUAUGACAUAUGUCACACUCUCUAAUGCAAUCAUUUACAAUUCCGUGACAGAAUGAAUAUUUACCAGGACAUUUAAUUAAUGACUUAAUUCGUAACUAAUAUUCCCCGAAAUCCCUAUAGCCUUGCCAUACUAGUCAAAAUACAGGCCGACUUAUUACGAGACAUUCCGAGUAGUCCCGACAGAAGUCGAAAUUACUAUCAUGACUUUCCGAUUUGUGCAUCAGAUGUACACUAGUAUUACUACUGGGACAGGGGACACUCGUGAAAGUUAUACCAUCGAGAUGGAUUUAUCAGGCAAAAAUCCUGCAUGUUGGAAAGAAAAUGCUCUUGCGUAACACUGAGUAGAUGCAGAAAAAGAAUGAGUAAUGUUUGAGAACCUCUUUUCAAUUAAAAUACAAUGAACAAAUUGGCGAGUGAAUACUGCAUUUUUGCUCACACUUAGUUUUGUUGACAUACUCCUUCCUUAGUUUCAACCCAGACCCCCGGAUUCGUAACACGUUCUGGACGCUUACCAUGGGAGGCACUAUCGCCCUGCUCCCAGUCUGGGCAACCACUCAAUACUUUGUACAGCGGUAUCUCGCAGUAAGGACACUCAAAGAGGCUAAAAGGUCAGUUUGGAUAGUUAUCAUAGUAAUUUUUUUCGCGCUCAUGUGACCAACAGGUACGACUUUACAGAGCUAGUUUACGUCCAUGAAGAACAGGAUAAGGUGAAGACCUUCCGAAACGACACGAAGCUAUCCGCAAAUCAAAAUCGCAUAAUUUAUGGUUCACAUUACUCUGAACUCGUACUCAUUUCUUUGCUGUAGGCAGGAGAAAAGAGAUAAGCUUAAUCCUGACAUGAGCCGUCAAAACUUGCAUCUCCUCCAUUAAAUCUAAUUAAAUUGCCUAAAAACUGGCAAUAGAUUUUUGCAGAUUGGGUCCACCAGCUUCAUUACGAGAGAAUCCCGCGUCACAUCCUUGGUUAGGCUUCUAGUCAGUGGAAGCCGCCACUUUGGUAUAGUGCAUGCGCUUCUCACUUGUAUAGUGCGUGAGCCUCUCGCGUGUAUAAGUUAUGCGCAGUAAGGUUGCGCAAUGUAAUAGAAAGAAAUUACUUCUGAAUCAGAGAUCUAACUAAGGAUCUUCAGAGCGCGCAAGAGUACACAACAACAGCUCAGGGAAGGAUAAAAAAUAAUAAAAUAACCCAUUCCUUUAGGAUCAUCGUACCUUCACUUUCAUUACGAGAAGUCCUCCUAUAUCUAAAGGUACCGAGAUUGGAUAAAGUCGAAGUUAACUUUGUUUGGAUACACUCCGUAAGAUAUCAAGAGGGAGUCCACUCCACAAACAUUGCCCUACGACAAGGGCGUCUGCGCACCAUCACCAAAUAUGAAACUCAAAGAACUUUACCAUACCAAAGCAUGUAACUGAAAGAUUACGUCGCCAUUUAAUUUUAAUAAUCAUUGUUGAUAAAAGUUUUUUUUAAAAUUAUUUUUAGUUUUAGAAUUUAAUGUAACAACAUUGUAAUUCAUGUCUAUGCAAGACUGGUGACAUUAAACACAUUAUUACUAUUAUUAGUAUCAUUUUUGAUAUUAUUCCUAACCCCAACGAAUAGUGCAAAUGUGGUCAUUCACCGCAAGCAUUCAGGUUCUCAGCAUUUUGUGUUAUUUGAUGCACUUGUAUUUCUUCAUGCCUUACAGAGCGUUAUGGCUGAAUAUACCUGGGCUGAUCAUUGUGGUAACUAUUUGUACAUUGGACGGAAUGGUGAUAUUUGCAACAUACGCUGAUUGUGAUCUGAGAGAAACUAAGAAGAUCUCGAGAGGCGACCAGGUAAAGAUCAGAUUCAGGGAAAGGAUAUGGGGUUCUAUUCCAGCGCCUUUACAUCGCAAUGUAUAAACAUGUGUGGAUUUUAAAUUCUAUGAAUUAAUACUUUUCUUUGUUUGGAGGAAGGAAGGGUUGUAUGUUUGGGAUCCCCAAAAGCUUUGUACGUGGGAGAUUCGAUCGCCAGCCGCUGUUAAGAAAAACGAGCCCGCAUCCUUAACAAGGAGACCGGACCCGAGAACGGUAGAAAUCGAGAACGAUCGAUGAGAUCGAUCGAAUAUUUUCGGACAAAUCCUACAUGAGAAGAGGCUACCCCUAAUUCUCUCCCCACCCUCUUCAUUUUGAUGUAGUAUCAUCUGCAUGUUGCGAGGCGGGACUCUUAUCUUGCUCAAAAUACUAAAUUAAUUUUGUGUAAAUAGUCAGACGGUUUCUCCGUUAUUGCUGGGGCUAUUUAUAUUCCGUAAUACUGCAAUGGCAAUUCUUAAACUUAGCGUUCUUUUAAUAUAUUAUUUUAGGGAUUAUUCUUCAAAUAUUUUUCAGGUUCUUCCGUAUUUCGUCAUUAACAAGCUUGGACAUCUCAAGGGCCUGCCUGGAAUGUUUACUGCUUGUCUGUACGGCGCUGCUCUCAGGUACCUAGCUUGACAUAUAAUUCUACAUCUUUAUUAGACGCAACACUUCUUGCAUCAUCAUCGAUUAUCCUCCGAGAGACGCCUUUCUAUUCAAGAUCAUUCGCUUGAUACCUCUGAUAAAUCCUUAUUCAGUGUCAGCUUUUCACACAUCAUUACGAUUUUUCAACUUUUCAGGUUCCAAUAUCAACGUGAGAAAAAUACUAACGAAGACCAACUUCCAUUUGGCCACAAAGGAUCUAUUUAGUGCUUAUCUAUUUCUGUAUUUAUUUUCCUACCAGCACAAUAUCCUCGGCUUUAAAUGCCAUGUCCCUUGUGACAGUUGAAGAUCUCAUCAAGCGAAGAAUAAAUUUAACCGACUCUGAAGCCACAAAAAUCAGUAAAGUAAUGGGUAAGAUAACUUUUUACUCAAAUAUCAGUCUAUACACAUUUAUUUAACUCAGGAGCACAAACUUCAAUGCUUCAAUACUUCUUGCACACACUUCUCAGGAAACCCGGUGGGGCGACCGGCGUGUUGCUUUUGAAGUGUUGUUUAUUUUCACGUAUUUUCCCCUCUUAGCGGUCUUCUAUGGCGGAAUUGUGAUGGGUGGAGCUUUUGCAGUGAAAUAUACUGGUGCAAUGGUUCUCCAGGUAAGACGUCAUUUCUUACCUGAGUUACGACAUUUUUCAGCCUGUGGUGCAGACUGUCUCGAAACACCAUAUCCAAGUUAACUUUCAGAACCGAAUCAUUUCUGUGGGUAUUGCACUGUCAGUACAAUACUCAUAUCGCCUUCGGCUGAAUGAGUGAGUGAGUGUAAGAAUGUAGGCCCGCGAUGCAUGCAUGAAUUUCGUUUUCAUGGUUAAAGCACUGCCCACAUGUCCGCUUUGGUGGCCUAUUUUUUGAUUCGGUAACAAAAUCAAUUAAGUAUUGUCAUAUCCAAACGAUCUUAACCGUGUAAUUCUAGCUCUCAUUAGCUUGAAGCCCAUACUUCGAAUUUUCAUCGGCCACAAAUGAUAUAAACUUUGAUGUUCGUUGACUGCCUUCUUUGCUUUAGUUUUGCGGCACUCACCUGGUACGAAAAAGCUCUCAAUCUCAGCUAGCAAGUAAAGUAAGCAGUGAUCAUGUUAAAACAUUUGUUUCAUAUUUUCCUCAGCUUGCUUAUAGUAUCACUGGUAUCUUUGGUGGAGCACUGCUUGCAGUUGUCACACUUGGAAUGUUUGUUCCAAGGAUGAACUCAAAGGUGACUGUUACCAAGCCUUGGCAACGUGUAUAUGAUCCGAAACUUGAAUCGGUUGUUCCCAGUUGAAAUUCAAAUACCACUUCUGAAAACUGUUUGGAGCAAACUUUGAGAGCUUUCGGUUUUAAUUCAGGAGAGGGCAUUUUCAGAAGGGAACGCGCCUUUAACCCUCUACAUCCUAAAAUCAGUAUCCACAUUCUCUAGACUCCUUUCUAUACAUUUCCAUUGGUACUGACAUGGAGAAUUCGCUCAAGUAUGAAAGCCGGGGGCUUCCUAGUUUGGGGAUCAUUUCCCUCAUCCUCAUGAUGUUAAUGAAUGAUUCGGCAGUAUCCAUAUAAAUAAAAAUUCAAUGCUGGUCACUCUUAGGGUUUAAAGGGUUAAAAAAAACUCCCUUUAAGAGCAAACUUUUUUUAAAUGCAACUCGUUGUUGGUAGCAACAUAAUUUUUUUCAAGAGACGAGGUAGCUUGCGUUUUCGAGGGUGCAUAUUUUCCUGAAGUAAACUGUUCUUCGAGAGACAACAUCUUUUGAGGAGAACGCAAGCGAUAUUGGAAUUCUUGGGUCGUAGGUGAUGGGACUUAACUACUAAAUCUUACAGUGAUUUGGCCCCCAUUUGCAGGGUGUCUACUUCGGAGUUCUGACAGGUGUUGCGUUAUCAGCAUGGGUGUUCGUUGGUUCUGUUUUCUACCCGCCUGAUACCAACCCAGGCCUACGUUCGGUAGAGGGGUGUUCAUUUUACCAACAAGCACUGAUAAACGACACACAGGGGAUUCUAUCCAAAUAUGACAAUGGAACCAUUAGAAACCGUUUCAAACCACAUACGGGGUAAGACCAGAUCGCGCCUGAUUUCUUUAGUUAAUUUAUGAUCUUCACUUGCUUUUCGCUCAGUUAUUUCAAACUUACUGUUUCUUUAAGAUAAUGAAGAUUUUAAAACGCUGUAAUGGGAAACUUCGUUUUAAAUGACUCUCCGAAGUGGUUUUGUGUGGCUGAAACUGUUCAAAUAACUAAUACCAUUGUGCUUUUUUUUCCAUUUCCAGCACUCCGUUAGCUGACCUAUACAGCUUGUCUUAUUUUUGGAUUUCUGGAGUGUCAUUUGGUGCAGCAUUCAUUGUUGGAUUGAUUGCAAGUUUUGCCUUCGGUAAUAACAAUAAAAUCAUUGUAGCUUUGAGCUAACGUUCAUGAUUUGGUCGCUAGUUUACUAUUGCAGGGGAUAACCUACAUCAGUUUGCUUUUUACUCAGAGUUUUCUCUUUGUUUCACUUAAGAAACUGAGGCAGACAGGCGUAAGAAAGUGGAUUCCAAGUUGCUAUUCCCAACAAAAGCUUGGUUACGCGGCUUUCUGCCUGGUCACAAAUUCACAUGGGAAGAAGAAGAAGUGGCGUAUCUAAGCCAGGGAAAUGAGGUCCAAAAUAAGGUAAACGUGUAGCCUACCGUGUAGCCUUACCCCCCCCCACCCACCCACCACCAGGAAGAAAUGGAAUGGAGGCUAGUAAAAUUGUCUUCCCUUCCAAAAUGAAGAGCAUGUCUGCGUCAUUGCCGUUUAAAUUUCAAAAACUGCAUCACAGAGGCUCACGCAAGUAACACUUUCAAAGCUUUUUGGAUGAACGCCUAUAGCCUCAGCUAAGGCAGCCAAAACAAUGAAAGGGGGAGGGAUGCUUUUUGUAUUUUUUGAUAAUUGCUCUAUCCAAGAAAAGUUAUUUUGAAAUUUGAAUGAUACACCGAGUUACUCUGAUCAAAACAUGCUAGAAGAUGGUCGUAAAGGAUACCAGUGGCCAAUACUUCAAAGAAGAAUUCGAGGUUUUGGUUACGAAAACAUAUUUUGCUCCUAGAGGUCGGCCUUCCCUAGAUUGACAAUCUUCACGUCACUUAACUCAGAAGGCCUACUUCGGGCUAUCGGGCUAUAUCGGAGUAUACCAAUCGUUAAAGUAAUCCUUGAUUUUCAUAUUUGAUAUCAUUUUCCUCCGUUAUGACCCUGUCUCUAACUUUGUUAUUUUCAGAAACAAGAGAACGAUCUCCUGAAAAACGAGGAUACCAAAUUGUAGUCAGACGUGUUCAUAUGAUCAUUGUAUCAAAAGAUGAUCCAGCAAUAUAUCUACAUAGCUCUUUCAAUGUUGCAUUCAGCCCAUGGUAGCUGAAAAAAGCGGACAUUCGAUUGCCAUUUUCAGCAGUAGCAACAAUAAACUAGUAACCACAAUAACCCAGUAUCAAAAAGUAUGUUAAAGAAACACAUAACUUGGUAUCAUUUAACUUCUUUAAGGCUGAAAGUUUUGACAACAGCCAAAUCGGCAGAAAGCAACACCACAUAGUUUUGCC
Molecule: messenger RNA, 22310 nt
Organism: Pocillopora meandrina
Lineage: Eukaryota; Metazoa; Cnidaria; Anthozoa; Scleractinia; Pocilloporidae
Source: the annotation of a GenBank genome assembly